AUGGCUUUUUUGAGGGAUAAGCGUGGAUUAUCCUCCGCUGCCUCUGACCCCUUUCUGCUGCAUAUGUGCUCUUUAUGUAAGGCUUUCUAUUUCUUUCUUGUGCUGUUUGUUUGCUUUUUCGACACACUUUUCCUGUACUCUGGUGCGUGCGAGUCUCGUUGCGGCGCGGUGCGUCCUCACAGAGGGGAGUUGAACACCGGCGUUGGCGCAGAAGAGAGAGGGAAGGAAGCUGCGGAGCCGUGGGCCAUGCUGGAGGAGGCAGACGACGGCGUGCGGGAGCUGGAGGAUGAGCUGAGGCACCAGCUAGAGCUCCUGGCGGAGGAGCGGAAAGUCCUGGGCGAACUGCAGCGGCAGAUGAAUUGCGCGGCGACGGGCUCCGCCGAUGGCGACGGGCCCAGUAGGCGAGACCGGCUAGUGGCGUCCAACAGGGCACUUCGUCGCGCUCUAGAGAAGCUGCGGCGCGAGGACCGGAGACCCAUAAACGACCCACAGGUGAACGAGGUGCGAAACAAGAUCACCGCGGCCUGGAAGGAGGUGGGAGAGGUGGAGGCGGAGGUGAAGACACUGCUGUCCGUGCGACGUCAGAGAAAUAAAGGCUUGGAAGAGGUGCGUGAAGGCGACCGCUCCGUCUCGGCCCUGCGGGGGAGACAGCAAGAGGAGGAACGGAACCUGCGCGCGAAGCUGAAGGAGCUUGAGAGUGAGUUGAAAGCAGUAGAGAAAAAGGAUUUCGCGCUGCACGAGCGUUUUACGCAGCUGCAAAAGCAGGCUCUGUUGCAUGUGACUGAGAAGGACGCCGCCGCUUUGAGAGCGAAGUAUGAACAGCAGAUGAAGUUGAUCGACGAACUCCAGCGACAGCGAGGGGAACUGGCGCUGGCACGCGGUGAGGCGGCGGGCGAUGGUCGACGCCUAACGUUAAAGGCGGAAAAGGCCAAGGCCGAGAUGGAGAGGGAGAUUGCUGAGCUGCAGGAACUCGUGCUGGCGCGUGACGAGGAGCUUACGCAACUCUACCGCAGCUUGGGCAAAUGA
Trypanosoma conorhini is the source of this 1026-nucleotide messenger RNA. RefSeq lists its product as uncharacterized. Bases 1 to 1026 code for a protein of 341 amino acids. NCBI's taxonomy places the organism in Eukaryota, Euglenozoa, Kinetoplastea, Trypanosomatida, Trypanosomatidae. The transcript has a single exon. The record is from RefSeq and is a predicted model, not a curated record.